Equus quagga is the source of this 3875-nucleotide messenger RNA. RefSeq names its product TBC1 domain family member 13 (gene TBC1D13). The record is from RefSeq and is a predicted model, not a curated record. The transcript has 12 exons. Gene Ontology annotation, biological process: activation of GTPase activity; intracellular protein transport. The coding region runs from base 109 to 1311 and encodes 400 amino acids. Lineage: Eukaryota; Metazoa; Chordata; Mammalia; Perissodactyla; Equidae. Gene Ontology annotation, molecular function: GTPase activator activity.
CAGCGGCUGCGUUUCCGGUCGGACGCCUUUGCCCAGCGCCCCGCGUCCCUAGGGGGCGGCGGCGGCCGCGUCGGCCGAGGUAGCGGGGGGGAUCCGGAAGUCAGCACCAUGUCGAGUCUGCACAAGAGCCGGAUUGCAGAUUUCCAGGAUGUCCUGAAGGAGCCCACGAUUGCCUUGGAAAAGCUUCGGGAUCUCAGUUUCAGUGGCAUCCCCUGUGAGGGCGGACUGCGGUGCCUCUGCUGGAAGAUUCUCUUGAACUACCUCCCCUUGGAGAGAGCCUCAUGGAGCUCCAUCCUGGCCAAGCAGAGGGAGCUAUAUUCUCAGUUCCUGAGGGAAAUGAUCAUCCAGCCCGGCAUUGCCAAGGCCAACAUGGGUGCGUCCAGGGAGGAUGUGACCUUUGAGGACCAUCCACUCAACCCCAACCCUGACAGCCGGUGGAACACGUACUUCAAGGACAACGAGGUGCUGCUGCAGAUUGACAAGGAUGUCCGGAGGUUGUGCCCAGACAUAUCCUUCUUUCAGAGGGCCACCGAGUAUCCCUGCCUCCUCAUCCUGGACCCCCAGAAUGAGUUUGAGACCCUUCGUAAGCGGGUGGAACAGACAACGCUGAAAUCCCAGACAGUGGCCCGGAACCGGAGUGGGGUCACAAACAUGAGCUCCCCACACAAGAACUCUACGUCUUCGGCCCUCAAUGAGUACGAGGUGCUGCCCAACGGCUGCGAGGCCCACUGGGAGGUAGUGGAGCGGAUCUUGUUCAUCUACGCCAAGCUCAACCCUGGCAUUGCUUACGUGCAGGGCAUGAAUGAAAUCGUGGGGCCCCUCUACUAUACCUUUGCCACUGACCCCAACAGCGAGUGGAAAGAGCACGCUGAGGCAGACACCUUUUUCUGCUUUACCAACCUCAUGGCUGAGAUCCGGGACAACUUCAUCAAGAGCCUGGAUGACUCACAAUGUGGCAUCACCUACAAGAUGGAAAAGGUCUACUCCACCUUGAAGGAUAAGGACGUGGAACUCUACCUGAAACUGCAAGAGCAGAACAUCAAGCCGCAGUUCUUCGCCUUCCGCUGGCUGACGCUGCUGCUCUCCCAGGAGUUCUUGCUGCCUGACGUCAUCCGGAUCUGGGACUCCCUCUUUGCCGAUGACAGCCGCUUUGACUUCCUCCUCCUCGUGUGCUGUGCCAUGCUCAUACUGAUCCGGGACCAGUUGCUGGAAGGGGACUUUACAGUGAACAUGCGGCUCCUGCAGGAUUACCCCAUCACAGAUGUCUGCCAGAUCCUACAGAAAGCCAAGGAACUCCAAGACUCAAAGUAGCCUGGCAGCAAGCGGCCUGGGUUUGGAAGAGAAGCCGCAGACCCCUGUGCCCUGGCUUCUGGGAUACGCAGAUGCCUGUGGGAUCCCAGCCUGAGAGGAAGCUGCAGGAGUGGCCUACUCCAGGCCUCCCCACUCUAUGCCGUUCCCACCGGGGCACACUGUGCCAUGCUCCUUCUGACCACCGAGCCCUGGCUCCCUCCUCACCCUGCCACCCUGGGACCCUUUGCCCAGGCUGCCAAGCAAGGCUGGAGCUUGUGAAGUUGUUUCCUGGGGCUGGGGCAGAUUGGGGGCACUGGGGGCUGACAAGGGUUCCUCCCUGCCUCUGCUCUGCUGCUCCCUUCCUCCUCUCCUCUCUGGUCUUCUUCUGGGCUCUCUUGGGUUUCUGGCAAAUGAGCCAGAAACCACUUCUGGGGGCUGGUGCUUAGGCUUCUCCAUGGGGAAGGUGACACUGAAGGAGCUAAGAAGCUGCCUGGCCCAGGUCACACCCUCUGUCCCCCUCCCACUGUCUGUCUAUAGUCAUGAGUUGGUGUGUGUGUGUCUGUUCAUCCCCAGGUAUCUGCUUCUGUGUGUGUGUGUGUGUAUGAGGGAGGGGAGGUACCUUGCAUCCCUCUAGGUCUCUGCUUCUCCUCCUCUGUCUCUCUCCCUCUCUCUGCCUGUCUCCUUCUCUUCUCCCUCCGCCUCUUUCACAGAGGGUGUGUGUGACUCUCGCUCUGUCUGCUCCUCUCUCCAUUGCUCUCCCUCUGCCCCUCUCUCUUGGGGUGCCUUAUCCCCAGCCUCUUCCUCUCCCUCCUCCCUUCCACUCCUGUGAACCCUGGAGACAGAAUGAGGAGUCUGGCUCAGCAAAGCCCCUGGAGGUCAACCUUGGCCUUUGCACCCCGUUCCCCUCCGCCAGUCCUAGGCGCCCAGGUCCCCCAGACUGGGAGGGCGUCCACAGUGCCUCACUGGAGCGCCCUGAAUCUGCUCCCCAUGACAUAUCUGGAAACCAAAAGCUGCCAGGAAAUGAUGGCCCGUGAAGCGUUGAGCCUCUUCCCCUCCUCUCUGCCCAGGGAUGGGGGAGGGAGAAGAGGGGGAGCUGCGGCUCCCAGAGAGUCCCCAAAAGGCCCUUCUCUCCCAAAGGAAAAGGACAUGAAGGUGAUUGUGUUUCAGGGGUUGGGAAGAGUAGUGAUUCUCAUGGCUUCCAGGUCUCAGCCCAGGGUGGUGAGUCCCAUAAAGGGCAAGUGGGACCCAAGGGAGCCUCCCUGCACUGGGCGUAGCUGAGCUCAAAGGCCCUGGAUCCUGGCAGUGCCAGGAGAGCCGCAUCUUCCCCCAAGCAGGCUGCAGGGGAUGCUGGCCUGUCUCUGGUCACCUGCUUGGGCUGUCCCAGGAUUUGGGGCAAAUGUCCUCUGAGCAGGAGCAGCUGGCUACUCCCGCUGCUGGGCUGUUGGAGUAGUGGCCGUAUUCUGACCAAGUCCCCUCCUUCUGUGAGGAGGCUGGUGGUUUGGGUCUGGAAGGCUGGGUAACGUAGCAAGGGUCCUAAACCUCUCCUCAGACUGGCCAGCAGGGCCCUCUUCCCCCAAAGCCUUCCUGAGUCUGGCAGCCAGGACUUCCUGCUGCCCACGCUGGCCAGGCUGUGGGCCUGGAACAGCUCUCAGGUGGCUCCUUUGCCAGGCUGUGCCCUGGGUGCUUCGGGGACUUCAUGCACUUGCCUUUUUGCCUCCUUUCCCAACACACAGUAUUUGGGAGAUUUUUACUAUUUAUUUAGACUCCUGGUUAUUUAUUGCAGAUUGGCAAGUGCUGGGCUUGAGGAUAAAGGGUGGGGCUGGGAAAGCAGAAAGGAGUUGGAGACGCGGUCUGACCUCCCUUCCAAGGUCAGAGUCGGCAUCCCGCCCCCUGCCUCUGGGACCUUCCUGGUUUUCAGCAGGUCCUGUCCACGAAGGCUCUGAGCUUUCUACUGGCGCUAAGUGUGAGGGAGACAGGAGAGCUGGUAUCCUUACCAGGCUUCAAGAGCCAGGCACGAGGCAGAGACACGCCUUCCCACCGGUCGGGCUCACCCUCUUCCCAGAACUUGUUCGCUCCCAACUUUGACCCCUUCACAGCCUGAGGCUCGGGCCACAGCCUGGGACCCAGCAGACACUGCCCAGGACACCUGAUGCAUUCCCUCUCGCCUGACCCCUGCCUUCCCUCCUGGGGCCACACUACUUGAAUCACUGCGUCUAAUUUGCCUCAGUCAGACCUGGGCCCGGUGCCUUCUUGACCUUGGGUUGAAGGUCAGGAGCACAGGGACGUGUCCAGGUUAGGCUGAGCUCCCCACUGGGAUCCUGCCUGAGGAAAGCACCUGCCCUAGGUGAUCCCCCUCCCCAGACUCUCCAGGGAGGUCCCCAGAGAGCCAGAGUGCCUGAGGCUUCCUGCUUGGAGAGCUGCCCCCAGGACUUUGGACCCUUACAGAUGGGGCUGGCUGAAUUCAGCAGUCUCACUCCAGAGGGUCGGAACGUUAGUCUGCUUCUGUUCGUUCAUCAGUUUCGUUCUUAAAUCAGUGCUGUUGAUGACAAGUUGUCUUUAAUAAAUCAUGUGUUCUUUGCAAUGGG